AUGUCUGAAAGUAAGGAAAAAGCCUCUCAAGAAAACUGGAGAAAGCCAGUGAAAAGUAUUAAACUUGUAGUAAAGAAACGAACGCGAAAAUCAGAGGAUAAAUCGUCAAACAUUUUACAGACAAGAAAUUUGAACACCGAGGAAGAAGCCCUGCCAGCAGGUCAGUUGAAAAGACUUAAUCCAUUUGGUUGUUCAGCAAGCAAGAAAGCAAAUAUCGCGAGAGUUUCAGAGAAUGAAGAAAAUGUUAAAUUAUUUAAUGCUUUGGAACAACCUGUAUCUAGAAAUAUAUUCUCAGAUAAAACUCGUAAUGAAAAAUCUACGCAUGGACUUGUGUCUGAUGUAGUUGGCCAUAAUUUAUUAAGUCACAAGACUCACAAGGAUACUGAUAUUCUUAAUGAAGAUGAAACUAAGGCUAAUGUAAAGCGACUAUGUGGCACAAAAUUGUCUGCUGAUUGGAGUUUGAAAACCAGAGUUCGGUUUACAUCAUCUCGCCCCUUUAACUGGUGUUCUAAAAUGCUUGGAAAGCAAGAAGCUAGAGGGCUCUGUAAAUUUGUUCAACACCAAGACCCAAACAGCGAUGAUGAUUCCACAUGUUUUCAACAGAACAUUUUGUAUUGGAUUCACCCCAUACUACCAUGGCUAUCCCUCUUCCCUCGGUUAACAUCUGACAUGAAGUUAACCAGCAAAGUACCAAAUGUUGCUGAAAAUCAAGAUAUUGCAGAUGCCUUACAAGCCAGCUGGUGCCAAAGUUUUCGCUCGUUGUUUAAUCUCCUCCGUUGUGGCAAUUGUGAUUAUUUUUAUCUCUGUUCGGCACAGUUCACAGUCCUGUUCCGAGCUGCAAUGAUUGGGGGUGUGGCCUCAACAUCAGCAUAUGUCACCCCCACAACCAAGGGAAUAAGGGAAGGUUUUGAUAAAGAAG
This is a messenger RNA of Paramuricea clavata, 919 nucleotides long. The record is from the annotation of a GenBank genome assembly. NCBI's taxonomy places the organism in Eukaryota, Metazoa, Cnidaria, Anthozoa, Malacalcyonacea, Plexauridae.